AUGACUCAAAUUAAACCAAAUAAAAAAGAUGCUGUCCGCCAUAAUGUUAAUAUAGACAGUUCCGUUUUAGUUAGAUUAUCAACUAUCAUUUCGUCCCAUGAUAAGACAGAACUCACAAGGUUUAUUACAGGUGGAUUAUUGUUAAAAGUGUUGACUAGCUGGUCGUACUUUGCAUCUAUUAAUGACCAUAGUCAAUUCACGGACAUAUCUAUCAAAUUAUCAAAAGCUUCCAAUUUGAUCCAAGAUUAUAAUACCAGCGACUUAAAACCGUUAUUGGUUGACUUCUAUCAACACAUAUUGAACAAUGACUUGAAAUAUGUAUAUAGAGGAUUAAAUAGUGGUAAACCUCUAUUAGCAAAUUCAAUGUUGAAUAUUUUGAGUAACUUGAUUAGUUUUGAUAAUGGAUUAACCAAUGAGUUUUUGGACAAGUUUGACAUGACUUUAUCAACAUUACCUAAAUUAUUAGUUCCAUCUAAGAUAGACUUGGAAAAAUUUAGUCAGUUUAAAGAUAAACCUGAUAACACUCAUCUGUUAAUAAGAUACAAUUUUAUUAAAUUCUGGAUUAAUUUAAAUUCUAAAGUUUCCAGUUUUAUAAGAAAAGAUUUACUAACCAAUAAUCACAAAAUCAUGAAUAACCUUUGGAAAUACAUGUUUGAAAUUGAUUCAGUACCAGUAUUAUUAAGUGUUUUUGAGUUUAUUGACUCAAAAAUAUUAGAUGAAUCAAACUUUAAAAAGUCAACCAAAUGUAAAAUUUUGAAUGAGAGCUUUUUCUUUAAAAUUCAGCUCAUAUUUAACAGAUUGAGUGACAUUAACAAUGAUGAGUUUACUAAGUCUUUUAUUAAUUUAUUGACAAAGCUUUCUACAGAUUUUGCUAAUGGUUUGAAUUAUCCUAAUUUUAAACUCUGGCAAUCAUCUACAGAUAAUGGUAUUCCGAUAAACAUUAACAACAAGUCUUUCAGAAUUUAUAAUAAAUUGAUAUAUACAACUUUGACCAGUUUGAAACCAUGGGAAUCUCAUGCUCAGUUACAAUUAGUAAAAAAUAUAUUAUCUGCAAAUAUAGAGUUAGUUCCACCUUACAUGAAUUGGUUGAUACAGAAUGGUGGAGGUUACCACGACCCUUCACUUACAUCUUGGUGGAUAGGGCACACCUUACUUUUCAAAGAAAUUCUUUGCUUGCCAACCCCUAAUCUUUCAACUGAAGCAAAAAUAAAUAAUAGGAUUGUCCUCGAAAACAUCAGUUUAGCACCGUUAUCAAAAAAUUCACUAAAUAAGUGCCUUGAAUCAAAACAUUAUUUGAUUGUACAGUUGUCUUGUCAAUUAAUAAUGUUCACCUUGAUUAAACUAACCAAGGUAUUAUCGUCCAAUUUCUUUAUUCAUAAUAAUAAUGCCAAUAAACAAGAAUUGAUCGAGUUGGUUUUUAAUAACUUGCCAGACUUUAAUGCUCUAGUUCAGGUUUUACUUACAGUUAAUAAAGCAUUCCCAGAAAAGACUGAUAUGAAGUUGCUUAAACUAACGUUGACAAUGAUCAUAAACCAAUAUCAAUUAGUAUAUCCAUCUUCGUCUCAAACUUUAAACAAGUUUGUCAGUUAUGAAAUUAAUGAAUUUAUCAAUGACAAUCAAGCAUUGAAUAGUUCUGGAUAUAAUUUGUCAUUGUUAGAUAAUUACCUCUCUAUCCAAUCCAACCAACAACAAGAGAAUGAUUUAAAAUGGUGGAACAAAACAAAUAGUGGUAAUUCAUUUUUCACAUGUUUAAUUAAACUUUCAACAAGUGGCAAGAUUGAUGAAUCUUUUAUUUGGAAAUUUUACAGAUUGUUGAACAAGUUAACUGAAAACACAAUAAUUUUCAACAAAGAUUUGAUUAUAUCUCCUAUAUUAGCAUUAAUUCAUCUGUUUAAAGAUUCAAGUCCAUCUCCUAAAAUUUGGAAGUUAUUGGAUGAAGUUAUUUCUAGAUCAGUCAAAUCUCCGUAUAAAUAUCUCGACUUGUCUCAUACAAAAUUCAGCGACGUGAGUUUAUUCACUAUUGUGCUAUUCGAACAAUUUAAAUUCAUUCUCAAUGAUUCAGCAGUCAAUCAGAAAGAAUUAGAAAAAAUCAUUGAAUGGUUAUUUAACUUUUUGAAGUACGUAAUUGUUAUUGGUGAACCAAAAGAAGCUAUUCAUGCUUUGCUUAAAGAAUAUUUGACAACCGACGAAAAAUUUGCGGACAUUGUAGACCGCAACCAAUUGAUACAUAUGAUAGAUUUCACAGGUACUGAAAAAGUCAAAGAGGAUUCUUCUUAUUUAGAAUUACUUAUUAAUACGUCAAAUACCAAUUUGCUUACAAAAGCGAACGUGCUUUAUAAGAGAUUCCCAAUUUCAAAUUUUGAUUUUGCUGGCUUGUUUACAAGAUUAAAAUUGAUUACUCAUGAUGAAAAGCUAAGAAAUGUUGAUGAUAUUCUCGUUGAUUUGGUUUCUAAACUAGGUAACUAUUUAGUUACGGUAAUUCCACGGGAUUUGUUAAUGGUUAAAUUUAUCCUUGCAAAAAAGUUUUGGCAAGAUCUAAUUUUUAGUCCUCAGAUUGACUUAACCGCUCCAUUACCAAAGAGAGUUCUAUUUGUUGGAAAUUUGCUUAAUGAAGUAUUUCAACAAUUACCUCAAGAAUGCUUUGAUAUGAAUAAUUCCGAGUACCUGAAUUUCAAUGAGUUUAACUUAAUCUUCUUCAAUUUAUUCGGAUAUUCCGAAACCAUGCCCUUUGAAAACCAAAAUUUUAUAGGAAAGUUCAAUUGGGUACUUACGAAUGAUCAAAUUAUUAAAUUAAUUAAUACUAUUGAACCCAAGAAUUCUCUACUCGUUACUAGAUUGUAUGAAAUAUCAAUGCAAAGAUCAAUCUCAAUGAGUUUUGAUAACUUUGAUAAUUUUCUCAGUUUAAAAUUACCUGAACUGAACGAAUAUGAAACUGAAAAGAAAUUGAUAUUGAGUAACUUGAUCGAGUCAAACUUAGUACUUUUCGAGAAUGAUGAGUUAUUCAGACAAAUUGAUAUUAUUUUGCAAAAUGAAUCAAACUAUUAUUUAUUAAAAUCUUUAAUCAAUACUGAAGAUUUAAUUAAAAAGAAUGAAAUAACAUAUUAUUUGAUAGAGAAGUCUAACGCAGGAUUAAUAAAAGAUGAAUUUCUUUUAUGCUUCAUUGGUUAUUCAAUUUCUUUAUCUUUAUCAUUCUCUGAUUUGGAAGACCAAAAGCUUUUGGACUUUUUGAACAAGGUUACUAGAAUUGCAUUGAGAAUUUUGGCAGAAGGAAACUUUGAAUCUAAAUUAAGCUGGAACAACUUAUUAAAUAUUUUGGCUAGUAGCGUGAACAGCAAUUCUAUUUCCACCGAACAAAAACUGAACUUAAUAAACCAAGCUUUUACCUAUAUUGAGAAAAAUGGUUUUAAAAAGAGUUUGAUUCCAGAAUUCGGAAAUUUAAUCUAUCAGAUGAUUAAAUCUACUGCAGAUUUAAACGAUGAUGUGAGGUUAUGGUUACAUAAGUCGAUGCUCUUUGUUACAAAGAAAUUUGCAGAAACAAGCGAACUAUCUGAGAACUUCCUUAAGUUUUUGAAUGAAGUCAAGAAUAUUAUCAGGUUAGUUCCUUCAGUGUCUUCUUCUAUUUGGGAAUUAGUGCCAAUCGCUGUAAUUAACACUCAAUUAGAAGUGAUAUUAAAUCACAAAGACUGGGUUUUGGAUUCUAAUGUUUUAGAAUUUGUGAAUUGCAUUUUAAUGAGUGUCAGGAAUAUUAAACAUGUUCAGUAUGAAAAAUUGUUGCAAAUAUUUGUUAACAAUGAAUUUAAUAUCUUGAAUAGCCUACCAUCGGGUAAAGAUAUGCGUUUGAGAUUUGAAUCAGCCUUAAUUUUAUCAAACUUGUUUUUCAUGAAUCCUAGUAAAAAUUCUACAUCUGUUUUGUUAGAAAAGUUAGUGUUAUUAUACUUGGGCUCUAUUAGACUGGAAGAUCUUCUUAUAAAGUCAAUACUUGUUAAAAUCGAAGCUAAUUUGGUAAAGUCUUGGAUUAGCUUGAUUCUGAAUUGGGAACUUUCGGAAGAAACUUUGAGUGAUGAUCUUGAGCUAAUUGGCGAAGAAAGGUUGAUAUUGAAGGACAAGAAGACGUUAGCGAUUUCUUUAAACAAGAAUUUUAUCAAGAAUUCAAUUAAGCAUGAAGGUUCCAACUCUGCGGUUUCAACUUUACCGACGAGUUUAUUUAACUUCCACUCGAGCAAGGUCGAUUUCAAAAAUGCUUGGGAAGAUGCUGAAUCCUUUUAUGAAAAUAAUACAGCUCGUAUAGAACAAGAAUAUCAAAAAACAAUUUAUGACGCAGAGUUCCUUAUGAUGUUGAUAGUUAACAAUCAUGAAUUAGUUCAAGUGGAUAGUAAUGAGGAAGAUGGUGAAACGAAAAUAAAGUUUGAAAUAAAGAACUUGAUUGAUUCUAAUUUAUUACAAUUCAUUGUUGUAAGCUUAUCAAACUCGUCUGAACUAAUUCAAAAUAUUUCUAAAGCUUUGAUAAGCGGAAUAUUGAAAACACUUGAAAGUAAUGAUAGCUUCAAAGAUACUAAUCUUUACAAAGUCUACUUAUCGAACAUCCUCCAUACGUUAAGAACUCCAGAAAGUGAGAUUGCACCUUUAAUUUGGUACUUUUAUAGCAGCUUGAUCCCAAUUUUGUCCAACCCGGGACAUUUCUUGUAUGAAAGAUCAUUCCGUUAUAUCUUAUCAAACCCAACUAUAAAGAAGCAUGAUAUUCCUUUAUUCGCCCCAAUAUCGAUGUCGAACAGUAACGAUUUAGAAUUCGAGAAUGAUGAAUCUCAUUAUAAACAAAUAACCUGGUUAAUUCAGAAUUUUAUUGAUGGCACUAAAGAAGUAGCAGAUUUGAACAUAUUGAAAGUAAGAGGUGUUAUUGAAUGGGUUAUGAAUUUAUUAAACUCCCCAUUCAUUACCACGAACAUCAAGUCGUUAAUAUUAACUUUCAUAUAUACUGUACAGAAAGUUGAUCAAGGCUCAGAUAUGUUGAUUACGAAAUACGCUAUCUUAACUAAUUUAGAGCAGUUUCAACAGAAAUACAAUAGUGAAUUGUCUACUGGCGAUGAAAAAGCCAGGUUAAUUAACGAACAAUUGAAAUUGAAUAUAGAUGAAAUUUCAGUUCGAUUCGGUGUGAGUGUCGGAUCACACAAAAGAAUAAGAACAUGGACAAGUGGUGACUUACCUAGCUAUGUUAAGAGAAUUCACAAAUCUUAG
Messenger RNA from Debaryomyces fabryi, 5232 nucleotides. RefSeq lists its product as uncharacterized. Bases 1 to 5232 code for a protein of 1743 amino acids. The transcript has a single exon. NCBI's taxonomy places the organism in Eukaryota, Fungi, Ascomycota, Pichiomycetes, Serinales, Debaryomycetaceae. The record is from RefSeq and is a predicted model, not a curated record. Gene Ontology annotation, cellular component: nucleolus. Gene Ontology annotation, biological process: maturation of LSU-rRNA from tricistronic rRNA transcript (SSU-rRNA, 5.8S rRNA, LSU-rRNA); maturation of 5.8S rRNA from tricistronic rRNA transcript (SSU-rRNA, 5.8S rRNA, LSU-rRNA).